AUGCCAAAAAGCAGCCGCGUUGGUUGAUCUCUUGCUCUUCGCGUGGAGUAUCUGUCACUUACAAGUCUGACUGUGGCGUAAGUAAAUCCACAAAACACUGAAAUCAAAUCAAAGCAAGAGCAAAAGCAGAACAGAGGAAAAUGUCGAGAAAAGUGGUGGCGACUCAGCUGCAAACCCUAAACCAAUGGCGAUCCGCCCUAAAACCGAAUCGAUCCGUUCCUGCUCGAUUUCUUACUUCUGCGCCGUCACCCUCCUCUUCCUCAUCCUCCCCUACGACACCGUUCCGGUCCUCCGCCCCCUCCCACCAUGCCAUUUCCGAUUCCGAAAAUUUUCUAUCGAGGGGAAUGAAGAAGGUUGAUGAUAUAAUGCCGAUUGCCACUGGACACGAGCGUGAGGAACUUGCGGCUGAGCUUGAGGGAAAGAACAUUCUGGAGAUUAAUUAUCCGGUUGGGCCUUUUGGUACCAAGGAAGCACCUGCUAUUGUUAAGUCUGUAUAUGACAAAAGAAUAGUUGGAUGUCCUGGUGGCGAGGGAGAAGACGAGCAUGAUGUUGUUUGGUUUUGGCUAGAGAAAGGCAAACCACAUGAAUGCCCAGUCUGUUCCCAAUAUUUUAAGGUAAUGUUUUCUUCCCACAAUGCUAGUUGUUUUGUGAUCCCUCCAUCCUCUUCUCUCAUCAGUGGUCAGAAAUAUUAGCUUGGUGUUUGUCAUAGCCUCUUUAGUAAUUUCUGUUUGUCUUCUGGGUUUUAUUUGGGGAGUGGGGUAUUUGGCGUUGGGUGUUUAUUUUGAAUUCUCGUUCUAUGAAGUUUUUCAAUUCAUUUCACAGUUGGAGGUGGUUGGGCCUGGAGGAUCUCCCGAUGGCCACGGAGACAACGAUCAUCACUGAUCAAUCUGGCAAGUUUUUCAAGAAGAAAUAAAUUUUAGUUAGAUGAUGAGGGGACACUUUCGGAUACUGCGUUGCUUCGAAUACCUUCGUUUUCUCUUUGUUUUUGGCUUAUCCUCAAUUCAUAAUUUCCGAUGAUGAUUUUGGUUGGAGAUAUUUGUUUGUGGUGAGGUUGGUCAUCCAUUAUGUUAGCCUUCAUUGCAUAGUCAAAUAAUUGAUGGCUACAUUUGAUUCUUUUGUUGAAAUCAAUUUUUCCUUA
Malania oleifera is the source of this 1138-nucleotide messenger RNA. Its product is annotated as cytochrome c oxidase subunit 5b-1, mitochondrial-like. The record is from RefSeq and is a predicted model, not a curated record. The coding region runs from base 141 to 692 and encodes 183 amino acids. Gene Ontology annotation, cellular component: mitochondrial envelope. The transcript has 5 exons. Gene Ontology annotation, biological process: mitochondrial electron transport, cytochrome c to oxygen. NCBI's taxonomy places the organism in Eukaryota, Viridiplantae, Streptophyta, Magnoliopsida, Santalales, Ximeniaceae.